Molecule: messenger RNA, 988 nt
Organism: Blepharisma stoltei
Lineage: Eukaryota; Ciliophora; Heterotrichea; Heterotrichida; Blepharismidae
Source: the annotation of a GenBank genome assembly
AUGGAACACGAAAGGGAACAAUAUAAUAUGAUCAUAGAAGAUCAAAGAGAUGUAACAAUAAAAGUGUUAUUCCUCUCAAAUAUCGUUCGGAAAUAUGCUGCUUUCAAACGGAAAUCUCCUCCAAGGCGAAAAGCACUACAAUUGACUCUCAAAAUUUUCCGUGAUUCCAAAACCAACGAUUAUGUUCAAUUUUCUCCUAGCUCUGCGUCAACUUUAUGCGAAAAAGAAGAUGCUGAGUCUUUCAUAAUUGAGCCAUCAACAACUAUGCACUCAAAGCAAUUCACUUCAAUUAGAAGUUUUACCUCAAUAGAAGAUCAAUGGUUUGGUAGAAAUAAGACAUGUAAAUUAUAAUCAGACACAAAUGAAGAAUAUGAAAUAAUCAGGCAAAACUUCUUUCAUCUUUAUUUCACACAUAAGCCACUGCAAGGGUCAAGAAUUUAUAAAAAUAACCCUGAAGUGCAUAUAUCUAAUGUUAUACAGCACUUUUUGGAUUGCUAUAUUACUACUCAUCAUCUUUUGAAUGUCUUAUUAGCGCCUCUUAAAGGCAGAGAGUGGGUGGAUUUGAGAAAUUUUGUCCAUUCACUCGAAGCGCUUCAGCAGGCAGUGUUUGAUAAAUCGUCAUUUUUUUAUAAAGAGCCUGGCCAUGAUAUCAAAAGAAAGUUGACAAUGCAGAAAUUGCUGUGUAAUUUCUAUACUUUUUAGAUUUAUUGGGAAAAUUUAUUUAAGCAUGCUGAAAAAUAGUAUUCAGAAGUGAGAUUUAAUUUGUGUAGCAUAAACAGUUUUUUUCAAAAUGGUAGAGAUUUUUAAUGAAGGAGAGCUUGGGCGGCCACAGCUGCAAAACGUGAUGAGCAUGGCUUUAAAAAAAAAGAAGAAAAGCUCGGAAAAAUUGAAGCUCGCUGAUUGAACGCUAGAGAAAGCGAAAGCAUUAUCAGGGAAGCGAAGAGAGUAUAUUACAUUUGAUGAGUUUUUUAAGAUUCUUAAAAAUUAA